UUAUUCAAAUAAUGUAAAAUCUAUAUGGAUGGACGUUGUUAGAAAAACCUAUAGUUCUUUCUGUUCAAGCGAACACAACAUCAUUUUCUUUAGUUGAUUUACCUCCUCAAGCUAGAAAAGCAAAGUUGUAUAUACGUGUAAAACAAGGGGGUAGUUCAGGAGACUUUGAGGUUACUUGGACUUUAUCUACAAAAGUUGAUAUGAUUAAAUUCUCUGGUCAUCCAUACGCUUAAAAUGCUUGGAGCAUCUCUAAUGAUAACUGUUCGAUAAGACUUGAUGAGAAAAGAAUUAUUGCAGUUAGUAGAAGCGGAAGUUUUCCUUCAGGAUACUUUUCAGUUAUAAUUGAAGUUUUAGGUUAUAAAUGA
Messenger RNA from Paramecium octaurelia, 365 nucleotides. NCBI's taxonomy places the organism in Eukaryota, Ciliophora, Oligohymenophorea, Peniculida, Parameciidae. The record is from the annotation of a GenBank genome assembly.